Molecule: messenger RNA, 867 nt
Organism: Colletotrichum scovillei
Lineage: Eukaryota; Fungi; Ascomycota; Sordariomycetes; Glomerellales; Glomerellaceae
Exons: 2
Coding region: 1-867 (288 amino acids)
Molecular function (GO): hydrolase activity
Source: RefSeq, a predicted model, not a curated record
AUGUCUCUGAUCAGCAUCGCCAAAGGCAGCCUCCAGUUAGCUGGCCUGCUCCACCGCCCGGAGAACGCUUCAUCUUUGGCUCCAGGUCUCGUCGUUGUUCACCCUGGCGGGGGCGUUAAGGAACAGACUGCCAACCUUUAUGCUCAGCGCAUGUCUCAACAGGGAUUCGUCUCUGUUGCCUUUGACGCACUCUACCAAGGACAAUCCGAGGGGAGCCCGCACUACCUGGAAGACCCAGGCUCUAGGGUCUCGGAUGUAUCCUCUGUUGUGGACUACCUACAGACCCUAGACUACGUUGAUCCUGACGCGAUCACAGUUCUCGGGAUCUGCGCGGGCGGCGGGUACGGAAUCGCCGCGGCAGCCACUGACCACCGAAUCAAGGCGGUAGCCGCAAUCAGCCUGGUCAACAUUGGCGACACGAAUCGCCAGGGCUGGCUAAACACUCUGAACACUUCGGAUGCUUACGCUACGGUCGAGUCCGCGGCGGAAGUCAUUCAAGACAUCGCCGGGGCCGACACACCCCCUGACCUGGUCGACGCAUGGGACUAUUACCGCACACCUCGCGGCUUUUACAACACGUCCGAGAACCGUAUGCACCCCGCUUCUGUCCCUCUUAUUUAUCGUUUCGACUCUUGGCACCUCGCAGACCAAUUUCUUUCUCAACCAACGAUCUUGAUUGCCGGGGAGGACGCCGAUAGUCGUUGGGGCACUGAUGACAUCUACGAGAAGAUCAAGGAUUCCAAUCCGAACGCAGUGAAGAUUUUGGUACCUGGUGGACGCCACAUGGAUUUCUAUGACCGGGAGCUGUACGUUGCGCCCUCGGUUGCUAAUGUGACGGACUUUUUCAAAACACACCUCAAUCUUUGA